CAGCGCGGGGCAGCUCGGCAGGAGGGGGCAGAGACUCAGACACCGGAGCUGCGGGCACACGAGCGACUCGGAGCGGGCUGAGCACCAUGAGCAGCAAAUGCGAUGUGGUCGUGGUGGGGGGCGGCAUCUCAGGUAUGUCAGCAGCCAAACUUCUCCAUGACUCUGGCCUGAAUGUGAUUGUUCUGGAAGCCCGUGACCGUGUAGGAGGCAGGACUUAUACCAUUAGGAACCAAAAAGUUAAAUAUGUGGACCUUGGAGGAUCUUACGUUGGACCAACUCAGAAUCGCAUUUUAAGAUUAGCCAAAGAGCUAGGAGUGGAGACCUAUAAAGUUAAUGAAGAGCAAAGACUGAUACACCAUGUGAAGGGAAAAUCCUACCCUUUUAGGGGACCAUUCCCACCUAUGUGGAAUCCAAUUACUAUUCUGGAUUACAACAACCUCUGGAGGACAAUGGAUGACAUGGGAAGAGAGAUUCCAAAUGAAGCCCCAUGGAAGGCACCCCAUGCAGAAAAGUGGGACCGCAUGACUAUGAAGCAGUUACUGGACAACAUCUGCUGGACUAAAGCUGCAAAGAGAUUUGCUACUCUCUUUGUGAACCUGUGUGUCACUGCAGAGACCCAUGAGAUCUCUGCUCUCUGGUUCCUGUGGUAUGUGAAGCUGUGUGGGGGUACAACCAGGAUCAUCUCCACAACCAAUGGAGGACAGGAGAGGAAAUUUAUAGGUGGAUCUGGUCAAGUGAGUGAACGGAUAAUGGAGAUCCUUGGAGAUCGCGUGAAACUGGAGAGGCCUGUGAUCCGCAUUGACCAAACCGGAGAAAGUGUCCUUGUGGAAACUCUAAACCAUGAGAUUUAUGAGGCUAAAUAUGUUAUUAGUGCUAUUCCUCCUACUCUGGGCAUGAAGAUUCAUUUCAACCCACCUCUGCCGAUGAUGAGAAACCAGCUGAUUUCCCGUGUUCCUCUGGGUACAGUCAUCAAAUGCAUGGUUUAUUACAAAGAGCCCUUCUGGAGGAAAAAGGAUUUCUGUGGAACCAUGAUUGUUGAAGACGAGGAUGCUCCAAUUCCUUACACUUUGGAUGAUACCAAACCUGAUGGUACCUAUCCUGCCAUAAUGGGAUUUAUUCUUGUCAACAAAGCCAGAAAACUGGCACGUCUUACAAAAGAAGAAAGACUGAAGAAACUUUGUGAGCAAUAUGCAAAAGUUCUGCGAUCCCCAGAAGCCUUGCAGCCAGUGCACUACGAAGAGAAGAACUGGUGUGAAGAGCAGUACUCAGGAGGCUGCUACACAACCUACUUCCCACCAGGAAUCAUGACUCAGUAUGGAAGAGUCCUGCGCCAGCCAGUGGGAAGGAUUUAUUUUGCAGGCACCGAGACUGCCACACAGUGGAGUGGAUACAUGGAGGGAGCCGUGCAGGCCGGGGAGAGAGCAGCCCGAGAGAUUCUGCAUGCCAUUGGGAAGAUCCCAGAAGAUGAAAUAUGGCAGUCAGAACCAGAGUUUGUGGAUGUUCCUGCGAGACCAAUUACCAUGACCUUCCUGGAGAGACAUUUGCCCUCUGUGCCAGGCCUGCUGAGGCUGAUUGGAUUCACCACCGUCAUUUCAGCAACUGCUCUGGGAUACCUGGCCCACAAAAGGGGGCUAUUUGUGAGGGUCUAAAGAAAGAACAUCUGUAAAAUUCUAUGAAAAGAUAAAGAACAUAGAGUGAUGUUGGGGUACUAAGAUAAGUCAGACAAUGAUAACAAAAAAAAUCUUUAUUUCGACCCCUGUUUGUAGUUCCUUACUGGGCUUAGUGCAGUUUCCCCCACUUGCAAAUUUACUAUCCCCAAAAUCUUUAAAGUAGUUAAAUAAGCUUAUUAAAGAUCCUUGCUGUCCCACAAUUUGCCCACGCACAACAAACUUCUUCCCGUCUCUAUGACUUUGUGUCCUGCUUCUUACCUGAAAUAUCCUUAUCUUCCAAGUUCUCCGAAUUUCGAUUUAGAGUUCAAUAUUGUAAUUGAUUGGAUACUUAGCAGACUUUCUUUGUCCCAUACUUUCUAUUUUAGGGUUGAACAUACUGCAGCUGAGAAACAGAUCUAAAUUCUCAAUAUCUACAAUAAGCCACUGAAAGCUAGGAGAGCAGAACACAGACCCAUUGACUUUUUCCCCAACACCCAGAAAGUCUAUGUUCCAAUCGCCCUCCUUCACAUCCUUCUAUGGUCACUGUUGGUGUUCCUUUAUAUGACUUCGCUCUGAACUAACUUGCUAUGUAUUACUCUGAUGUUAUCCAAUGAGUAUUCUUAAGGCUUGCUCAGUAUGUUUCCUUAAGUCUUUGUAUCUUUAAGACACUAAAUAUUUGGGGAGGGGUAGUUAUAUUUUUUCCCUUUUGUAUCCUACAAUAUGCCUAAAUUUAAAAGUUAGUAUGCAUUUUAGAACAUUUAAAUAAAGUUGAUUGGGCUGA
Molecule: messenger RNA, 2430 nt
Organism: Sorex fumeus (smoky shrew)
Lineage: Eukaryota; Metazoa; Chordata; Mammalia; Eulipotyphla; Soricidae
Gene: MAOB
Product: monoamine oxidase B
Exons: 15
Coding region: 87-1649 (520 amino acids)
Molecular function (GO): oxidoreductase activity
Source: RefSeq, a predicted model, not a curated record